Cyanidioschyzon merolae strain 10D is the source of this 630-nucleotide messenger RNA. RefSeq lists its product as hypothetical. The record is from RefSeq and is a predicted model, not a curated record. The transcript has a single exon. NCBI's taxonomy places the organism in Eukaryota, Rhodophyta, Bangiophyceae, Cyanidiales, Cyanidiaceae. Bases 1 to 630 code for a protein of 209 amino acids.
AUGCACGUGUGUAUGCGCGCGUAUCAUACGAGGGUGCAUCCGCAUCAUGCUCGCCGCUUGUCUUCGCACCUCUGCUUCUAUGUGCCUGCGAUACGAAUCUGCUUUAAUGGUCACGUGCGAGUGCACACGAACGUGGUAGGCCUCAAAAGUCCCGCAACACCGGGAGGCGUGGCGAUCUCCACAUCAACUGCAACCAAGUCCAGCUGCGUUGCUGCGUGUAUGCCGCGACUUUUCGCACGUGCCAAGUCAUAUGGUCAUGGUUUGCGUCUCGUCAGUCGAGCUACCUUCGAAGCAUGCCUUCCAAAAAGCGUUUCACCGCUGCACGGGGAUAUCAUGCAUCCGAUGGACUCGGGCCAAGGCAGCCGUAGACCCGUGUCCGUGGCUUUCGUACCCAAAGGGAACACUCGGGAUGGCGUUCACGAAAAAAAAUCGCGUCCAGUACAAGAGCUGGCUCUAUUUUGGUUUGCGUCAUGCGCAUUCCCCAGUGAUGCAGGGAUGGCGAAUGUUUGCAUCCACAGGAACGACACGUGUGACCCGCGGAACCGAACCGAAAUGAGGCACGAGUCUGAAUCGUUCUCAUCGAGCUCGUCGCCAAUGUGCAUACUGUUCUUGACAAUAUCGAUUUCCUGA